AUGGGCAUCUUCGACGAGGUAUUCGGUCGAAAGAUCGAGGGCGAUGGCGGCGGGCUUUUUAGCGACAAGUACAAGGCCGAGCGCGACGUCAUCCACGACCCGCUUCCCGCCAGCGCGUACGUCGACGUCCUGAAGAAGAACGACGAGUUGCUCGAGCAGUUGGCCAAGAGCGGAAAGGGGAUGGCGCGGGAGGAGUUCAGCGACAGCGACGGCGAUUCCGACGGGUACUCCGACAAGGACGACAGCUCCGACAGCGACUCUGACAGCGAGCGGCCCGCUAAGAAACCCAAGAAGAAGGAACGGAGCAAGUACGAGGAGAUGGACGAAGCCUUCGCGGAGGCCAACGCGAUGAUGGCGGAGGGCGAACCCGACAAGCGCAAGAAAUCGGCGGCGGCGGCGGCGGAGGACACGAGUGACGACGAAUCGGGGUCCGAAGAGGACGACGAGUCCGAUUCCGAUGCGGGUUCGGACGAUGAGGACGAUGAGGGUGCAGGUGCGAGCUCCGACAGCGAUUCCCUCACCGAUGUCGAGGCUGAGCGCGCCGCGAGGAAGGCGGCCAGGGAUGAGGCCAAGGCGAAAAAGGCAGCGGCGAAGCAGGCCAAGGAGCAACAACCCGGAGAGGAGCACAGGCCGCAGGACGACGCCCUACCCCGCACAGUCUUCGUCGGCAACCUCCCGGUGACCAUCAAGCCGAAGAAACUCAAGACGCUGUUCUCCGAGUUCGGCGCCGUGGACAGCGUGCGACUGCGUAACGUCCCAGUCGACCCCGAGGGCAAGAUGCCGAGGGGCGGGAAAGUAAUCACCGGGAAGCUCGUCGAGAAUCGCAAGUCCACAAACGCCUACGUCGUCUUCAAGGAGGAGAAGUCCGUGGAAGCCGCGUGCAAGGGUAUGAACAUGCGGGAGGUUGAUGGGCGCCACGUCCGCGUCGAUCGCGCCGUCGCGCCGUCCGCCAAGGCUAACGAAACGAUCGCAAAGGAGAAGGGCGCAAACGCGGGGGGAGAAGUCGCGUACGACCACACUCGCUCCCUCUUCCUGGGUAACCUUCCUUACGACGUCGACGAGGAGGACGUCAUCCGGUUGUUCCACAGGAGCAAGGAGUACCCCGAGCUCAAUGGCGCUGUUGAAGCCGUUCGGGUGGUGCGGGAUCGCAAGACAAACCUGGGCAAGGGCAUCGCGUUUGUGCUCUUCCGCAAGGGUUCGGAUGCGAGGACGGGGCUGCUCUUGGACGGAACCAAGAUGGGUGAACGGGAGGUGAGGGUCACUCGCGCUUCUAAGAACAGGGAGGCGCUCAAGGCCCAGGCGGAGAAGAGCAAGAAGCGCAAGGCGGAUAAGGAGGCCAAGAAGGAGCCCCAGGGUGCCGCGCGCAGGCUGGGGCUGGACAAGGCGCCGGAUGCAAAGGGAUCCGCCGCCGCGUGGGAGGGAUCGAGGUCGAGGCCCGGCGGGAAGAGGCAGAAGAUCGCCUUCGGUGGUUACGACGCCGCCAUCGAGCGUGGGAAGGAUGGAAAGAAGGGGGCGGGGGGUAAGGGUGGAGGGAAGCCCGCGGCGAAGGGUGCGAGGACGGGUAAGCGACCGGCGGUGGCGGCGAGGAAAGCAAAGGCCAAAGCCCAGGCUGCUGCAGGCAAGAAGAAGUGA
This is a messenger RNA of Micromonas commoda, 1632 nucleotides long. RefSeq lists its product with no specific name. NCBI's taxonomy places the organism in Eukaryota, Viridiplantae, Chlorophyta, Mamiellophyceae, Mamiellales, Mamiellaceae. Bases 1 to 1632 code for a protein of 543 amino acids. The transcript has a single exon. The record is from RefSeq and is a predicted model, not a curated record. Gene Ontology annotation, molecular function: RNA binding.